UUAAAAACCCAUGUUGGAUUAGCCUUUUGCAGAAGCCAUGGCGAUGAAGAUGGGGGAGCUCUGGACUCAAGUCGGCUCUUUAAUGGCCACCCUCAUGUUUGUUUGGGCAAUUAUUCAGCAAUAUUUCCCUUACCAAUUCCGUGGCCAUGUCCAGAGAUAUGCCCACAAACUCACCGGUUUUCUUUACCCUUACAUCACUAUCACCUUCCCUGAGUACACCGGCGAGCGUCUCCGCCGUAGUGAAGCCUUUUCCGCCAUCCAGAACUACCUCGCUUCCCGAAGCUCCAUCCGGGCCAACCGUAUGAGAGCAGAGGCGGUCAAAGAUAGCAAAUCUCUGAUACUCAGUAUGGAUGAUAAUGAAGAAGUUAUUGACGAAUUUGAAGGCGUCCAAAUCUGGUGGACUUCCAGCAAAACUACGUCCAAGAAUCCCUCUGUUUCUUAUUACCCUUCAAACGAUGAGAGACGAUUCUACAAGCUCACUUUCCACCGCCGCCACAGAGACGCCAUUCUUGGGUCUUUUAUUAACCACAUCAUGGAACAGGGCAAGGCGGUGGAGCAGAUGAAUCGGCAGCGGAAGCUUUAUAUGAACAACGCCAAGAACGAUUGGGGGCAUAAAAGCAAUUGGAGGCAUGUUCCUUUUGAGCAUCCUGCUAAUUUUAAGACUCUGGCUAUGGAUCCCAAGAAGAAGCAAGAGAUUAUCAACGAUUUAAUCAAGUUUAAGAAUGGAAAAGAGUAUUAUGAGAAGGUGGGUAAGGCUUGGAAACGUGGGUAUCUUCUGUAUGGUCCGCCGGGGACUGGGAAGUCCACCAUGAUCGCCGCCAUGGCCAAUUUCAUGGAGUAUGAUGUGUAUGAUCUGGAGCUGACAUCUGUUAAGGAUAAUAGUGAGCUGAAAAAGCUAUUGAUUGAGAUAUCGAAUAAAGCAAUGAUUGUGAUUGAGGACAUUGAUUGCUCUCUUGAUCUUACCGGCCAACGGAAGAAGAAGAAGAAAACAGAGGAUGAGGAAGAAACAGAGGAGAAGAAAGACCCUGUUAAGAAGGCGGAAAAAGAAGAGGAAAAACAAAGCAAGGUGACACUUUCUGGGUUGUUGAAUUUCAUCGACGGGAUUUGGUCGGCGUGCGGCGGGGAACGGCUGAUAAUCUUCACGACCAAUCACAAGGAGAAGCUUGAUGAAGCUUUGAUUAGAAGGGGAAGAAUGGACAAACACAUAGAGAUG
Molecule: messenger RNA, 1213 nt
Organism: Cucurbita pepo subsp. pepo (vegetable marrow)
Lineage: Eukaryota; Viridiplantae; Streptophyta; Magnoliopsida; Cucurbitales; Cucurbitaceae
Source: RefSeq, a predicted model, not a curated record